UGUAUAUCGUUGGUUCUCAUAAUUUCAUCCUCAGAUGUACCGUAUGUUUGUACACGUAGAUUCAUGAACUAUUCUUCAAUGAUGUCAAUCAAAGUACAAUCCGAUUUAUACGGCAAUAUCAAGCGGUUUAAUGCUCAUUCCUGGGGUCAUUUAAGAACUCAGAUCUCUCGGCUGUAUAAUCUUCCUAGUUUCAGAGCGAAGUAUGCCGACGAUGAAGGGGAUUACGUGACCAUCGUGUGUGAAGCUGACUUUUGUGAGGCUCGUGAUAGUCUUGCUAAGCUGCAUGAUAAAUUGCGGGUGUUUGUGUAUGUGGAUGAGAUAUCUCAUACUCCGAAGAUGGCACAGCCUGUCGUAAAGUGUGUUCGUGAUUCAGAUGUGGGAUUGUGUGCGAAAGGAGACAUGGAGGGUGGUGGCUUAGCUGCAGGGCAACCGAUUAGGAAUUCGAGUCUAAAGAAUAUGAACACAAACAGCUCAGACGUGGUGUCUGCAUCGAAAACAGAAACCCUUUGUUUCGAUGCACAGUUUGAAACUGCUCAACAUGCAGUGGGCGUGACUGAGAAAGAAGGAUCUACUAUCGCGUCACCUGAACGGAAUCCCAUAUCGGCAACGGAGAAACACUCUGAGGCAAGUCCGGCAUUGUGUAACAAGGGCAGCGACAUUGGCGAAGACGUGCCAAUUGAUGAGGAACGAGUGCAAGUCAAUGCUUUGUUGACCAACAUGGUCAAGAGUGUGACCAUGGCUCACGUGGAUGAAAUUGUGGAUGAUAUUGGUAGGAGUGUACAGCAGAGUGUAGGCAAGCUGGUGCAGCAGGUGGAUACCGAAGACCUUGCUUGCAGUAUGCAGCGGCUGAUGCGAGGUGUGUUGAAUCCAGGGUUGGUGAAGAAACUUGAGACCCCUUCACAAAGCUCAGAUAAUCCGGCAAAUCCGACACGGGGCGAUGUGGCAGCCGGGGUUGCUGGCAAUACGAACCGGUCUGCUGCAGUUGAAACAACUCAGAGCAAUGUAUUGUCAGGUAGUGCAAUCGAAGGCGAGCGCAAUGUCAGCAGUUUCACACUGAAUGCGAGUGGCAGCAAUGUGGCAGAGGACCUGUGUGCCCACCCAGGUGUCAAGUGCGACGUGUGUGACACCUAUAUCCUGGGUGUGCGUUUCAAGUGCUUUGUGUGUGCUGACUUUGACCUGUGCGCCACCUGCAUGGCCACGACCGGCCACUCUCCCGACCACGUGCUGUACCUGAUACGCCGUCCUUUGACUCACGAGACGCGAUCAGAGAUCAAAUCCGCUGAGCAGCUGAGUACGCGCCGACGUUCCUGUGGUAGGCGCGGGGGUAGAGGGAUGUGUGGGUCGGUAGCGCGUGGAGGUAGAGGUAGGGGUGGUAGAGGUAUGGGUAUGGGUAUGGGUAUGUGUAUGGGUAUGGGUAUGGGUAUGGGCCCUAUGGCUGCGCGUGGGCGUGGUGUGGGCAUUGGCCGUGGAUGGUUUGGCUGGGAUAAAUGGGCUCCCGCCGGAGCUGGUCCGCUUAGCAAUACAAGCACAGACACAGACGCACAGGCUUUUGCAAGUGCGGUACCUGUCACCCCUGUACCUGUACUAGGAAAUGAGACCUUGUGUGCCGUCGCAGCCGAAGUAGCAGCAGCCUCCGAAAGGGGGAGUGCGAAUACAGGCAGCACUGCCGACACGGGCGAGGCGAGCGAUGUGAGUGCGAAGUGUACGCGUACAAAAACCCCUCUGCCCUCUCGAUGCACAAGGCGAGACCGCAGGUUCCGGGGUAGGCGAACAACAUCUUCCUCCCAACCACCCAAAGCUGCCAAGAUAACUGCCACACCGAUUCCAAAAGAACAAUCGGUUUCUGAGCCAUUUGCGGGGGUUCAAGACCCACAAAUGAGACCACCUUUGCCCAAGACACCCCCUCCUGUACUAUCCACGACCACCCCUGAUGCACUGCCCACGGCUAUCCCUCUUGUACUACCGUCGGCUACUCAUCCGCAGUCGCUGUUACAGCCGCUGGUACAACCUCUCACACCGACACAGACAGGCACUGGCACGCUAACAGUCACCCGGACAAGCACGCCGACGGGUGGUAGUCAGGUGGAGGCACCGCGCAGUUGGCGUGAUUGGGACAGUCAGUGGCAGCAGUUUGUUGAUAGGAACAAGGAGAAUGUCGUGAAAGCUCGGGAGGAGGGAGGGGUAUUCGAGGCGGAUACGUCCACUGAGCCUAUUGUGAAAGAGAGUACGGCCGCAGUCAGGGAGCUGGAUGUGCGAAGCUCUCGCAUCUACCCGUCUGUGGAUGAUGUGGUCACACAUAACUCUGAGCACGAUGAGGUUUUCUCUGCUUACAGCACACCAACGGCAGUGGCUAGGGGAAACAAGCCUUUUGAGAAGACAGGUGAGGGAAGUGAUUUGCAUGACACGGAAGCCACCGCCAAGCCGGUUUCUGGGUGGAGACUCUACCCGUCCGUGGGAGAGGAUUGGUCAAGUGGGGCUGACGAUGCAUGGUACGACGAGACAGGCCAUGCUAUAGCGGGUGUAGCAAGCCCUGCGGGCGAUGUGGAGGAUGGCUUCGAGGUAUUGUGAAUGCAGUAUGCUUGACAUGACAUUCAGCGUGUUAAGCAUCUGUACGUGUGUGCAAUCCAAGGCUUAGUGAGGGACUGAUCACAGAUGUUACUUAAUUCUACCGUGUGCAUGUCUGGGUUCCUGGCUUGGCUCGACUACGGGUUGUUCAUUGAAUAUGUUGGAUACGGGUUUAAGGUGUAAGACACGCCGAUAGCAUACAAACAGUUUAUCCGGGCGUCAAUAGUCUUACUUCUAUGUUUGCAGGAGGAAUAUCGAUUAUCGUUGGAAUAAAGUGACUAAAUUCGAACUGAUUUGACUCGUUAAAUAUAGGAUGCUUUCCUGAACUACUCGGAUCUGCAAGCUAUGGAUCUACUGAUUGAGCUCGGCUUCACUGACCGAGCUCACAACGCUCGUCUCAUCCGACAACAUGGCAAUGAUGUGUCUAAAUUGAUAGACCACUGCUUUCAGUAGUUGGGAUUCCAUCUAUACCGGUAACAAAUGAGCAUUUGUUGAUCUAUAAAAAUCGACGACUACAGUCCAUUGUAUUGCAAUAUGCGGAAGGUCGCUUUAUUGCACGCUUUCUACGAGUCUUAGUGACGGCUGUCGGUUGUUUUGACAGUAUGGUCUCUGGCUCUGUGUGGUUGUAGAUUAAUCGUCGCCAAACAGGUCGCUUCCACUAUCGUCGUCAUCGGAGUAUCUAGUCUUUUUCUUGGAUUUGUUCUUGCCAUCUGUAUGGACGCGUCGACGCACGCGAUUAAAAUAUAGGCCACAUGAGGUGUACUACUAAAACAAACCUUGAGACAAUCGCGGUCAGCCUAAGGCCUGAAAUUGGAUAUUAGUUGGAAUGGGCUGAAGCGAUGUGUAGUUUGCACUGAUUUCCCGUGAUAGUCGUAAACAAGCUACGUCUCGUGGUGCAGCCUCCACACUAACACUACACAGUUGCUCAACAGCAAUGCUGGUUGCGUGGCGAGCACUUCACCGCCGGCAUUCUGUGCCUUAUUCUAGUCACGUUUUAUGCACAGUGUGACGUUAUAUACUGACGAAAUAUCUGCGUACGUCAUGAUGCAUACGGUAGACGCGCGAUUUCAUAAUGGUCACAAGGCGGUUAUUCUCGCACUAACAACUAUAAGCCACAUCUGCAAUCACAUUUUACAAUGAAUGCUACAAGCUCAGCAACACAUACCAUCACUGUCACUGUUGUCAUCAUCCGAAGCCGCACGCUUAGCAUUCUUCAACCUCCGCUCCUUGUCGCUUUCACCUCCACUCUCAGAACGACUUUCUUCUGCUUCUUCAUCACUGCUGUGGUGUCGAGUUUCCGACGAUGUAAACAUAUAUUCAAGCGUAUUAGUACUUAGCACCUGCUCUCUUUGACAGCGAACAUGAGUGAAAACUGUGGCACAAAUUAGUGUACACCAAGGAGGUUGUAAGGUUAAGGCUCGUAACAUCGAUGACUACUCAUCUCCUGCUAGAUAAGUGGUUUGACAGGAUAAUACGUAUACUGGAUGAAGUGUACAAUCAAGAGUAUAAGAUAUUCGAACACACACACAUGCGUAUAUACAUACAUCGACACGAGCAUGAUUCGUGCCCUCCAGACGGCGGGGCGGCGAGUCUUCAGUAGUAAACGCCACAGCUAAGUAAACUGUGGCAAUAAAAUCGACAUAACCCAC
Messenger RNA from Sphaeroforma arctica JP610, 4214 nucleotides. RefSeq lists its product as hypothetical. Gene Ontology annotation, biological process: endosome organization; mitophagy; aggrephagy. The record is from RefSeq and is a predicted model, not a curated record. Gene Ontology annotation, cellular component: aggresome; amphisome. The transcript has a single exon. Gene Ontology annotation, molecular function: K63-linked polyubiquitin modification-dependent protein binding; zinc ion binding; protein kinase C binding. NCBI's taxonomy places the organism in Eukaryota, Ichthyosporea, Ichthyophonida. Bases 64 to 2568 code for a protein of 834 amino acids.